GGUGUAUAUUGCAAGAUAUUAUACGGCCUUGUCCAUAGGAUAAUACCAGGUAAACAACCCGAGGAAUCAAUACGCGUCGAGCAUUAGAGAGGCCACGGAAGUAAUUAGAACUAGUAAUGUCAGGAAUUUAAAGAUCCUGUAUAUACAGCAAAUAGUAAGCUACGAAUCGCUAAUACUAACUUGUACAAGCGAGAACGCUACCUAUAUAGUGCCUUGUAAACUACAGAUAGGGUCCCGUAACCAAUACCGAAGGACGUGCAUCAGCUAGAAUACAUUUAUCACACUAUACCCGUGCGUCUACAAGGAGGUACCCAUUACACCACUUGCUGUGUAACACAUAUACAAAUGGACAACGGAAGCAAAUGUGCCGUAACGGUACAACACGCACCGAAGGAUGUGCCAUUCGCAGCUAUCGUUAUUGAUGCCAUCGCUAAACAGCUGUCAAGGUCAGAUGAUGACGUAGUAAAGCUGGAACAAAACAAGGCUAUUACACCGGGUACAUACGUCUUGGACAAGGUGUCAAUGCAAAUAUCACAACUUGUAAGGGAACUAUGCCUGAGAGUAUCAACCUGUAAACGAAUGCUGUAUAUAGAUAGUACAGCCAGCUUGGAUAAGUGGUUGUCAUACAUUAGCGAAGGAGCAGGUAUGCAUAAAACAGAAGAACAACUCUGGCAGCACUACACCAAAAUUAAUCAACACCUAACAAUGAGAACGUUCCUUGUUGGAUACCGCAUGACAGCAGUGGACGUACUGCAAUGCUCACUGCUAGCAAACUCACAGGGAAUACGUAAACGUUUAACAGAACUCAAGCACCUGGAAAGAUGGUUCAAUUACAUCAUGGCCAUACCAGGUGUGAAUUCUAACCCGGGUACUGCCACAACAAACCGAGCUGAAAAUAAAGUAUUUACCAAAAAUGAUAAGAAACCAUUCACCAAAGCAGAACAAUUCGAAAACUCCUACAAGGAUGCAUUGAAAAACGUAGAACAUGGGAAACUGGUAGUCAGAUUUGCACCGGAACCAUCUGGGUACCUACAUAUCGGACAUACAAAAGCAGCAUUACUGAAUCACUACUUCGCUAAGCAGCAUGGAGGUAAAAUGCUACUCAGAUUCGAUGAUACAAACCCAUUAAAGGAAAAGAUAGAGUAUGAAGAGACUAUUAAAGAGGAUUUGGAGGCUUUGGGGGUGCCAUUCGCCUCAGUUAGCUAUACGUCAGAUUACUUUGAACUCAUCCAGGAAUAUGCAAUUAAAAUGAUCAAAGCGGGACUUGCGUACUGUGAUGACACGGAUACCAAUACCAUGCGCUACCAGCGAAAUGAAGGUAUAGCAUCCGCAGCAAGGGACUUGCCAGUGGAAACUAAUCUAGCAAAUUUCGAAGAAAUGCUAAAGGGAACAGAGAAAGGUACUAGAUUCUGCCUAAGAGCAAAGAUCGAUAUGACCCAUACCAAUAAGUGCCUAAGGGACCCUGUUAUGUACCGGUGUAUAGCUGACGCGCAACAUAACAGACAUGGCGAUCGCUACAAGGCGUUCCCUACAUAUGAUUUCGCAUGUCCAAUCGUAGAUUCAAUGGAAGGAGUUACGCACGCACUGAGGUCUAACGAAUAUUCAGCACGUAUCCCACAGUACCAGUGGUUCAUACAGCAAUGUAACCUGAGGCCCGUGGAAAUUUACGAAUUCAGCAGGUUGAAUUUCGUAAAGACUGUACUGUCUAAACGGAAGCUACAGUGGUUCGUGGACGAAGGAAUUGUCACAGGAUGGGAUGACCCAAGGAUGCCAACAGUUAGGGGUAUUAUGCGAAGAGGACUAACCAAAAAAGCACUAUUUGACUUUAUACUGGAACAGGGGCCAUCCAAAGCAGUUAACCUCAUGGAAUGGGAUAAGUUAUGGGCCAAGAAUAAGCAAAUUAUAGACCCGAUUGUACCAAGGUACGCAGCAGUGGAAAUAGAUGCAGUGGAACUGAAACUAGAUAACUUUAGUCAAGUGGAACUACCACCAUCAAAGAGAAUGCUGCACCCUAAAGACCCAAAUAUGGGAGAGUGUGAUAUAUGGUUUACACCAACAGUACUACUGGACCGCGUUGAUGCCGAUGAAAUUGUAGACGGUGAAGAAGUUACAUUAAUGCGAUGGGGAAAUGUAUUCGUGUCGAAGCCAGCAUUCACAGGACAGAUCAACCCAGGAGGUGAUUUCAAAAAGACUAAAAAGAAGCUACACUGGCUACCAAAAGAUGACGACAAGCUCGUCAAGUGUACGCUGAAGCUAUAUAGCGAUCUGUUAGCAGUGGACAAAAUAGACCCAGAAGAACUCAAGGAACCUGAAGAUAUGAGGAAAUUCCUAGAACCUGUCACUGAGUGGACUACAGAGUGCCUCGCAGAUAAGCAACUAGCAUCACUGAGCAAAGGUACCAUCGUGCAACUGGAAAGACGAGGAUACUACAUAAUCGAUAAACCAGCAAGUGAAGGACAUCUAGUCAUGGUCAGCAUACCGGAUGGAAAAAUGAAGAAGAAGUGAACAUGGAAGAUAUGCAACGACAUACACACCCAACCCUAAACCACAAAUAAAGCGUGGUGCACACCGGAAUGAAACUAUUGUAGCCAAA
Messenger RNA from Babesia bovis T2Bo, 2593 nucleotides. Its product is annotated as glutamyl-tRNA synthetase family protein. The coding region runs from base 346 to 2505 and encodes 719 amino acids. Lineage: Eukaryota; Apicomplexa; Aconoidasida; Piroplasmida; Babesiidae. The record is from RefSeq and is a predicted model, not a curated record. Gene Ontology annotation, cellular component: methionyl glutamyl tRNA synthetase complex; cytoplasm; cytosol. Gene Ontology annotation, biological process: translation; glutamyl-tRNA aminoacylation. Gene Ontology annotation, molecular function: glutamate-tRNA ligase activity; ATP binding. The transcript is spliced from 7 exons.